Messenger RNA from Pteropus alecto (black flying fox), 1992 nucleotides. RefSeq names its product ribokinase (gene RBKS). The transcript is spliced from 8 exons. Gene Ontology annotation, molecular function: ribokinase activity. The record is from RefSeq and is a predicted model, not a curated record. The coding region runs from base 327 to 1205 and encodes 292 amino acids. Gene Ontology annotation, biological process: D-ribose metabolic process. NCBI's taxonomy places the organism in Eukaryota, Metazoa, Chordata, Mammalia, Chiroptera, Pteropodidae.
CCCCGCACCGCGGAGCCAAGCGCUCGGAAAGGCGUCCCCGCAGCGCCUGAAAGUUCCUUCUUCAGUGCGUGUGUCGUACGUGGCGAGCAGCGUGGAGUCUGGAACUAUCGAAAGGGCCCUGUAAUGAGAGGCGGUGCAGCGAGACAAUUCCUGGAAGAACGAGGGGCAGUUGGUGGGCGGGGUUAUUUCGGGCAUUCAGGUGGGCCACCCGCCUGGGCGUCGGGAAGGCCCGCGUGGUUAGGGAGCGUAGGAGCGGCGUCUCUGGUUACGGGGUCGCCCAAAGGGUAAAGGGCAGCCUCCGAGUUGGAGAGCACCUCCUUUGAGCAAUGGCCGCGUCUGGGGAACCCGGGAGGCAGUGGCAGGAGGAGGUAGCCGCGGUGGUAGUGGUGGGCUCCUGCAUGACCGACCUGGUCAGUCUUACUUCUCGUUUGCCAAAAACUGGAGAAACCAUCCAUGGACAUAAAUUUUUUAUUGGCUUUGGAGGGAAAGGUGCCAACCAGUGUGUCCAAGCUGCUCGGCUUGGAGCGAAGACAUCCAUGGUGUGCAAGGUUGGCAAAGAUUCUUUUGGCAAUGAUUAUAUAGAAAACUUAAAACAGAAUGAUAUUUCUACAGAAUUUACAUAUCAGACUAAAGAUGCUGCUACAGGAACUGCUUCUAUAAUUGUCAAUAAAGAAGGCCAGAAUAUCAUCGUUAUAGUGGCUGGAGCAAAUUUACUUCUGAAUACUGAAGACCUGAGGAAAGCCGCCAAGGCCAUCAGCAGAGCCAGAGUAAUGAUCUGCCAGCUGGAAGUGACUGCAGCAACUUCUCUGGAAGCCCUAACAAUGGCUCACCGCAGUGGAGUGAAAACGUUGUUCAAUCCGGCUCCUGCUACUGCUGACCUGGACCCCCGCUUCUACGCUCUCUCAGAUGUGUUCUGCUGCAAUGAAAGUGAGGCUGAGAUUCUGACGGGCCUCGCAGUCAGCAGCCCUGCGGCUGCUGGGAAGGCUGCGCUGGUGCUCAUGCAAAGGGGCUGCCGGGUCGUAAUCGUCACCUUAGGUGCCGAAGGAUGUGUGAUGCUGUCACAGACAGAGCCCGUUCCGAAGCACAUUCCCACAGAGAAAGUCAAGGCUGUGGAUACCACGAUUCAGAAACUUGCUCAGGACCAUUAUGCUGCGAAGCAACAGAGCUGGGGUUCAAAACUAGGCCUGUGGAUACUGCGUGUGUAAGGCACUGUGGUGAGGACAAGCAGCUUAAGUGGACAAGUCCUGGCUAGCUACAAAGCAGGGAUGACAGGGAAACAAGUUAGAAAAAAGGCUCAGGGUUCCUCUAAAGCUGGAGAAAUAAAAAUGAUCUCUUUAUGGCCUAGAAUGCAGAAGAGCUGACUAAAAAAGUAAGCACAUGUCAGAGACACGAAACGAGCUGAAGAAUAAAAAUUUUAGGAUUUUUAUUUAUAAGAAAGUGCUGUAUAAUUAUUUGUAAAAUAUGUUUUGGUUUUUAUGCUUAGAAAAGACUUUAAAAUGUGGAUCAUUUAUCAAAAAAAGAAGCCUAAAGGGAUCUGAUGAAGUUUUGGAUACAAAUAUGCUUUGAAAAAUAGAUAAGUGCAAGGCAUGCUUUUAUUAGAUGAAAUUACAUCAUGACUGCCUUUCAAAAUGUGCUUUAUCGGGUAUUUGAUAAAUUGUACUUGAUGUUGUUGUUCUCUUCAUAUUUGAUCAUUUCUGAAACCAUUAGUAUUUUUCUGUUUUGUCAAGAUGAACAGUAACCUGAAUUUGAGAAAUUUCUCAUUAGUUCUGAAAUUGAUCCUGCUUUAGACUAAAACUAUUCUAGGUCCUGAACUAAAGUAGAAGAAUUUAUUCCUCUCUUACUAAAAAUGAAAUGAAGUGUCUUCGUAAAGAUGUCAGGCCUAUGGGGGUCCCCAAAAGUGGUUUAACCUCGUCUUUCAGUGCCUGUGUCAGUCACGACUCCUGUUUUUGCUCAUAAGCAGCAGAAGUACAAUAAACGAGCUUACACAGAAAA